Messenger RNA from Metopolophium dirhodum (rose-grain aphid), 2166 nucleotides. RefSeq names its product putative phosphatidate phosphatase. Gene Ontology annotation, biological process: phospholipid metabolic process; signal transduction; phospholipid dephosphorylation. NCBI's taxonomy places the organism in Eukaryota, Metazoa, Arthropoda, Insecta, Hemiptera, Aphididae. The transcript is spliced from 5 exons. The coding region runs from base 317 to 1177 and encodes 286 amino acids. Gene Ontology annotation, molecular function: phosphatidate phosphatase activity. The record is from RefSeq and is a predicted model, not a curated record.
UGUGACGUUGACUUAGGACGAUAACGUAAUCGCUUAAAAUAAUAUUAUAAUAUAUUGCCAAUAAUAAAGUUUAACUUAUCGUCGUGCGGCGCUCAUGACGUAACAUCGUCCCACUUUCAAUCGAGUUCGCUUAAAAAAAAAAAUUUCCAUAACGUUUACGCGCAUCAGUUUCUGUUAUCUAUUGUCAAUUUUACUGAUUUUAGUAUUUCCAAUUUAGUAAUUAGUUUACGCCCGAUGUUAGCGGAGGGCGGUAGUUGAUUGCGAGUCGACAAUUUAUUACGUAUUUUGAGAACAUAUUGCUAGCAACAAUCUUACCAUGGACAGAGAUUCAAAAAAAUUAUUUCAUAAAGUUAUAGUUGAUUUAUUAUGCUUAGGUUCAGUUGGUUUUCCUGUAUUGAUGUUUUAUAUGUUUGGCUCUCCAUAUCAAAGAGGAUUCUUCUGUGGCGAUGAAUCUAUUCGAUAUCCAUUCAAAGAAUCAACUGUUUCAUCAAGUAUUUUAUAUACAGUUGGAUUAGGACUACCCACAUUAGUAAUCUUAUUAAUUGAAUAUUCAAUGCAAAACAAUGAACAAUCACGUUAUUCGUUAUUGGGAACACCUAUUCCUAAUUGGCUGUAUUCCGUGUACAACAAUAUAUUAUGGUUUUUAUUUGGAGCAGCUUGUUCACAACUAACUACAGAUAUUGGUAAAUAUACAAUAGGAAGAUUGAGACCACAUUUUUUAGACAUUUGUAAGCCCGACGUGGACUGUGAUAAUGACAUAAAUAAAACAAAAUAUAACGAAGAUUUUACAUGCCGCGGAGAAAGGCCCAACAAAUUUACCGAUAGUAGACUAUCAUUUCCUUCUGGGCAUUCUUCAUUAUCAUUUUAUUGUAUGGUUUACUUAGCGUUAUAUUUACAAGCCCGAGUUAAGACAUCUAAGUAUGGAAUGGCAAGAAGCUUAGCUCAAUUUGUGGUUAUUUUGAUGGCAGUGUUUUGUGCACUAUCACGAGUCAGUGAUUAUAAACAUCAUUGGAGUGAUGUAUUGGCUGGAACAAUUUUGGGAAUCACCACUGCUACUAUAACUGCAUUAUACGUAUCGGAAUUAUUUGCGUCAAAAUAUAAAUCCCUCCGAAAACGCAAUUCUUCAGCAGAUGACAUCGAAACUACAAAUAAUUUACAAACAACCGAACUCAAAUAAAUAUGCACUAAUGCUCCAAACCUGCAUUUAAAUUGUAUGAGUAUUCUUGAAUAUAUCGUUAAUAUAUUGAUUAUAAUAAAUAAUUUGACAAUUUUUUUUUCCCAUUUGUUUAAAUGACAGUGGACAGUGGAAUCAUAUACAUUGUUAGUCCUAACUAUAUUUAUUAUUUUCAAAACGAAAACUUAAAUGAAUAACAGAUAAUUUUUAAUCGCAAUUUUCAUUUUUAUUUAAUUUUAAUUUUAAUAUUACAAAUAAUUUAAUUGUUUUUUAUUUAUACAUUUUUCAAGUAUAGGUGUAUUUUGAAUAAAAUAUACAUAAAUUACAUUAAAUUAUAAUUAUUUUUUGUGAUCAAUUAAUUAACGAGGGUAGGUACCUUAUAUAUUUAUUUUAUUCAUAAAUGGAAUCCUCAAGAUUUUGUGCAGUUAUUGUAUAGGUGCUAUUUUUUCAUUAAACAUUAAUACUAAAACUUUUUUACAAGAAUUAAUAUGGUUUUGGGUAUAUCUUUUAAACAUUACCGAUUAGACAUUUUAUUUAUAUUAAAUUCUAAGCCACCAUCACAUUUUAUUAAACAAGACUAAAAAAAAAUGCAAUUUAUUUAUUUUUAAGCUGUGGUUAAAUAAAAGCACAUUUUAUAUUAAUUAUUAUAUAUUUUAUGUAUCUUGUAUAAUAUAUUUUAAGAAAAUAUAUAUUUCCAACAUAACUAUAAUAAUAUUAUGUUCCUUCCAUAUAAAUGUAUACUUUUUGUUUGUUAUAACUUCAUUAGUAUAAUUUAUUAACUAUUUUACUAAAAAAAGGCAGAUCUAUAAUUUGUUGUUACCUGUUCACAUUUAAAAAAAUUAUAAUAAUAUGAUCAGCUUUAAUUUUGAUUACUAUUAUUAGUAUUAUUAAGAUUAUUAAUUUAGUACUAAAUAACAAAAUUAAUUCAUUUUUGUACUAAUAUUAUUCAUUAGGUAGUGUUUUAAUUUUUUAAUGUUUAUAUAAUAUGCGUU